Molecule: messenger RNA, 2560 nt
Organism: Miniopterus natalensis
Lineage: Eukaryota; Metazoa; Chordata; Mammalia; Chiroptera; Miniopteridae
Gene: OCA2
Product: OCA2 melanosomal transmembrane protein
Biological process (GO): transmembrane transport; melanocyte differentiation; melanin biosynthetic process
Cellular component (GO): melanosome membrane
Source: RefSeq, a predicted model, not a curated record
AUGCAUCUGGAGAAGGAAGGUGGCCGGCUGGGCUCCCACGAGCUAGAGGUGGAGCUCCAUCAGACGUCGGCUCCCACGCGUGCUGGCCUGGGCUUCACCACCAGCGGCCGCAGGCCACAGCGGGGACUCAGCGGGGCUGACCCCACGAGCCCCUACCCCAGCGGGGCGGCCGGGCAGAGCUGCUGGGUUCCUGUGGACCAGGAUUUUGCUUCCUUCCUCACGGAGCGGAGGUUUCAGGCACCUUCACCCCAGUUCUGCCGCUCCAGGGCCAUGGAGCCCUGCUUUACAGAAACCACUCCAUUGCUGGGGAAUUCCUCCCAAGACAAAGGGUCGCGGUGCCUGGCCGUGUGCCACCCGGAGCUCAUCACCGCUGAGUCCUGGGACGCCAGCUCGGCCGAGUGGGAGGGCAGGUCGUUGCUGAGCAGUGAGGCGGCCGGGUCCUCCCGAUCCGCCUCCUCAGACAAGGGCGACCUCUUGGAAGGCGCUCAGGCCCGGCUCCGUCUUUCCAAGCUGAGGCGCUGUGCGCGGUGGCUGAGGGUCGCGGGCCUGUUCGCCUUCGUGGUGAUGUGCUCGGUUUCCUUUAGCCUGUAUCCAGACCAAGGGAAGUUCUGGCAGUUGCUGGCUGUGUCACCGCUGGAAAGCUACUCUGAGAACCUCAGCAGCCGAGCUGACUCCACGCUGCUCCAGGUGGACCUGGCAGGGGCCCUGGUGGCCGGCAGCCCGAGCCGUCCCGGGAGAGAAGAGCACGUGCUGGUGGAGGUGACGCAGGCCAGCGCUCCCGGCUCCAGGCGGCGGCCACAGCAGGUCACUCACAACUGGACGGUGCUUUUGAGCCCUCGGCGCAGCGAGCACUUGGUGGUGAGCAGGACCUUCGAGGUUCCGAGCAGGGACGGCGUCUCCAUCAGCGUCCGGGCCGCCCUCCAGCAGCCCCGCGUGGUCCCCCUGCUGCUCGCGCACCAGCACCUCCGGGCCGGCGUGGGAGCCCAGGCGACCGUCGCCGCAGUCAUCCUCGCCGGCGUCUACGUGCUGAUCAUAUUUGAGAUCGUGCACAGGACCCUGGCAGCCAUGCUGGGCUCCCUGGCGGCGCUGGCGGCUCUGGCUGUGACUGGCGAUAGGCCCAGCCUGGCGCACGUGGUGGAGUGGAUCGAUUUCGAGACCCUGGCCCUGCUGUUCGGCAUGAUGAUCUUAGUGGCCAUCUUUUCAGAAACCGGGUUUUUUGAUUACUGUGCCGUGAAGGCCUACCGGCUGUCCCGGGGGCGGGUGUGGGCCAUGAUCAUCACGCUCUGCCUCUUCGCCGCCGUCCUCUCCGCCUUCCUGGACAACGUCACCACGUCGCUGCUCUUCACGCCGGUGACCAUAAGAUUAUGCGAGGUGCUCAACCUUGACCCCAGACAAGUCCUGAUUGCAGAAGUGAUCUUCACCAACAUCGGGGGCGCGGCCACCGCCAUCGGGGACCCACCAAAUGUCAUCAUUGUUUCCAACCAGGAGCUGAGGAAGAUGGGCCUGGACUUCGCAGGAUUCACGGCGCACAUGUUCGUGGGGAUUUGCUUUGUGUUCCUGUUCUCCUUCCCGCUGCUCAGGCUCCUUUACUGGAACAGAAAGCUCUACAACAAGGAGCCCAGUGAGAUCGUCGAACUGAAGCAUGAAAUCCACGUCUGGCGCCUGACCGCGCAGCGCAUCAGCCCGGCCAGCCGCGAGGAGACGGCGGUGCGGGCUCUGCUUUUGGGGAAGGUGCUGGAGCUGGAGCGGCUGCUGGCCCGGAGACUGCACACUUUCCACAGACAAAUCUCACAGGAAGAUAAGAAUUGGGAGGCCAACAUCCAGGAGCUACAGAAAAAGCACAGAAUAUCGGACAGCGUCCUGCUGGCCAAGUGCCUGAUGGUGCUGGGGUGCGUCAUCUUCAUGUUCUUCCUCAACUCCUUCGUCCCUGGCGUUCAUCUGGAUCUCGGGUGGAUUGCCAUUCUGGGUGCCAUCUGGCUGCUAAUUUUAGCGGACGUCCACGAUUUUGAGAUAAUUCUGCACCGCGUGGAAUGGGCCACUCUCCUGUUCUUCGCAGCGCUCUUUGUUCUGAUGGAGGCGCUGGCGCACCUGCACUUGAUAGAAUACGUGGGCGAACAGACCACUCUGCUAAUAAAGAUGGUCCCAGAGGACCGGCGCCUCGCAGCUGCCAUCGUCCUGGUGGUCUGGGUCUCGGCCAUCGCGUCUUCCCUGAUCGACAACAUUCCCUUCACGGCUACCAUGGUCCCCGUGCUGCUGACCCUGAGCCAGGACCCCGAGGUCAGCCUGCCCGCGCCGCCGCUCAUGUACGCGCUGGCCCUGGGCGCCUGCCUGGGAGGGAACGGGACGCUGAUCGGGGCCUCGGCCAACGUCGUCUGCGCUGGGAUCGCCGAGCAGCACGGAUACGGCUUCUCCUUCAUGGAGUUUUUCAGGUUGGGCUUCCCAAUGAUGGUCGUCUCCUGCACGGUCGGGAUGUGCUACCUGCUGGUCGUGCAUGUCGUGAUGGGGUGGAAUUGAUAGAAACACCACCUGCAGACCGGGGACCCUGAGCCGCCCGCCACCC